UUUUCCGCUCACCCGGUUCUCGUGUCCCCCUCCCUCUCUCUUACCAAAGUCCCAAACAGACAACCACAGAGAAGAGAGAGAAAAAAAAAAAAAGCAAGAAUCUAGAAAAACCAAAACAAACAAAAAAAGCGAGAAAACGAAGGAGAAAACAUAGCUCAGAUAUUUUCCUUCCAAAUACGACACCGUCCCCAAAAGUCACCGGAUCCGACGUCGUUUUCGACAGAUCGGAGUCCCCUCGCCUCAGAUCUGAAAUUUAGAUAAAAACCCACGUUUGUUACUGAAGAAGAAGAAGAAGAAGAAAGUGUGGUUUUGGUAGAGAUGGCGCCGAGUACGAUACGGAAGGCGAUCGGGGCUGUGAAGGACCAAACCAGCAUCGGGCUGGCCAAAGUAGCGAGCAACAUGGCUCCGGACCUCGAGGUUGCAAUCGUGAAAGCCACGAGCCACGACGACGACCCGGCCGACGAGAAGUACAUCCGGUCCAUACUCCACCUCACUUCUUAUUCGCGCGGAUACGUCCACGCCUGCGUGUCCGCCGUGUCCAAGCGUCUCGGCAAGACGCGGGACUGGAUCGUGGCUCUCAAGGCGCUCAUUCUAGUCCACCGCUUGCUGAACGAGGGCGACCCCGUGUUCCAGGAGGAGAUUCUCUACGCCACGAGGCGAGGAGCGAGGCUUCUGAACCUGUCGGAUUUCAGAGACGAAGCUCAUUCUAGCUCAUGGGACCACUCUGCUUUUGUUCGAACCUACGCUAUGUAUUUGGAUCAGCGACUCGAGAUGGUGCUUUUCGAUCGGAAAACCUCUACUUCUUCUACCUCUACUUCUACUGCUGUUGUUCCAUACGACGGCGGCAGAGAUAAUUUCCGGUCUCCGCCGCCGUCGAGGCCUUACGAGUACGAUUACGGCGGCAGCGGCCACGGCCACGGCGAUGGUAGUGGGUACGGGAGCUAUGGCGGGAUGAGGCGGACACGGUCUUUCGGAGAUGUGAGCGAGGUGGGUCAGGAUAAGAGGGGCUCUGUGGUUGUGACCCCAUUGAGGGAUAUGAAGCCUGAACGGAUAUUUGGGAAGAUGGGUCAUUUACAGAGGCUAUUGGAUCGGUUCUUGUCGUGCCGACCGACGGGUUUGGCGAAGAAUAGCCGUAUGAUUUUGAUUGCUUUGUAUCCUGUGGUGAAAGAGAGUUUCCAGUUGUAUGCUGAUGUCUGCGAGGUUUUGGCUGUUUUGCUUGAUAAAUUUUUCGACAUGGAGUACCCGGACUGUGUUAAGACUUUUGAUGCUUAUGCUAGUGCGGCUAAGCAGAUUGAUGAGCUUGUUGCGUUUUAUAAUUGGUGUAAGGACACGGGUGUGGCUAGAUCUUCGGAGUAUCCGGAUGUGCAGAGGAUUACUGGUAAGCUUUUGGAGACAUUGGAGGAGUUUGUGAGGGAUAGGGCCAAGAGACCCAAGAGUCCAGAGAGAAAACCGGAGCUUCCGCCUGUGCCUCAGGAGGAGGAGGAGCCAGUACAGAGUAUGAAUGAGAUAAAGGCAUUGCCUCCGCCGGAGAAUUACACUCCUCCGCCUCCCCCGGAGCCGGAGCCUGAGCCUCCUAAGCAGGAAGUCAUUGAAGACUUGGUGAAUUUGAGAGAAGAGGCGGUUAGUGCAGAUGAUCAGGGGAAUAGGUUUGCAUUGGCUUUGUUUGCUGGUCCGGCGAAUGGUGCAAAUGGGUCAUGGCAAGCAUUCCCAUCUAAUGGACAGCAGGAAGUGACCUCGGCUUGGCAGACUCCAGCUGCUGAACCUGGAAAGGCUGAUUGGGAAUUGGCAUUGGUCGAGACGGCCAGCAAUUUGUCGAAGCAGAAAGCAGCAAUGGGUGGUGGGAUGGAUCCGUUGCUGUUGAAUGGAAUGUAUGAUUCAGGAAUGGUGAGGCAGCAUGCCAGUACUGCCCAAUUGAGCGGCGGGAGUGCCAGCAGUGUGGCAUUGCCAGGGCCGGGGAAGAGUGCCACGCCUGUAUUGGCUCUCCCAGCCCCGGAUGGAACAGUCCAGACAGUAAAUCAGGAUCCAUUUGCUGCAUCAUUAAGCAUUCCGCCCCCAUCUUAUGUGCAAAUGGCUGAUAUGGAGAAGAAACAGCAUUUACUUGUGCAGGAACAGCAGGUAUGGCAGCAGUAUGCCAAGGAGGGGAUGCAAGGUCAAGCUAGUUUGGCCAAGAUGACCGGAGCCGGAUACUAUGCUGCAGGCCCGAUGCCCAUGAUGCCUUAUGGAAUGCCACCAGUCAGUGGAAUGGGAGCUCCGGCCGGGUAUUACUACGCUCCUUACUGAUUUUGCCUUGUCCCACAUAACUAUAAUCGCUUCUCGAUGCCUAAUUCCUUGUUGGUUUUCUAGUGUUUUACCUCAUCUUAAUGCUGCUAUCUGUGUAUGAGAACGGUGGGGGAGAGACUCAGGGGGCUGUGUUGAAAUGAUGUUUGUGAUAUUUGGAGAAAUUGCUGCCGGGAAUGUGUAAACUAAUCAUGAUGUCUCUUUGUGUUUUGUAAUAUUAGAUUUUCUUGACAUAUUUUCAUUCAUGUGUUCCUUGUUUUAGAAACAUGAAAUUAACUCCAUUGAAUUUGAUUUUUGAGUA
Molecule: messenger RNA, 2578 nt
Organism: Quercus robur (English oak)
Lineage: Eukaryota; Viridiplantae; Streptophyta; Magnoliopsida; Fagales; Fagaceae
Product: putative clathrin assembly protein At2g25430
Exons: 2
Coding region: 319-2280 (653 amino acids)
Biological process (GO): clathrin coat assembly; vesicle budding from membrane; clathrin-dependent endocytosis
Cellular component (GO): clathrin-coated pit; clathrin-coated vesicle
Molecular function (GO): clathrin heavy chain binding; phosphatidylinositol-4,5-bisphosphate binding; SNARE binding
Source: RefSeq, a predicted model, not a curated record